Aspergillus ochraceoroseus IBT 24754 is the source of this 1104-nucleotide messenger RNA. RefSeq lists its product as uncharacterized. The coding region runs from base 1 to 1104 and encodes 367 amino acids. The transcript has a single exon. The record is from RefSeq and is a predicted model, not a curated record. Lineage: Eukaryota; Fungi; Ascomycota; Eurotiomycetes; Eurotiales; Aspergillaceae.
AUGGUUCCUGGAAGUAAUUCUUCACCUGAAAACGGCAUCACGGGCGGCUACACCGGCGACAGCCUGGCGAUCAAAAUCACCAUUGCGACUCUCGCUGGAAUCACCUGGUAUAAUGCUAUCGAGCUCAUUGCCCUCGUCUUCGUCACCUUCAGUCAAUAUCGCGGCCUCUACUUUUGGAGCUUGUUGGUCUCGUCAUCCAUCGGCCUCGUGCCCUACUCCAUUGGAUUCCUGCUCAAGUACUUUGAUCUGACGUCGGCAACAUGGCUAUCCGUCACCUUCAUCACUGUUGGCUGGUAUUGCAUGGUCACGGGGCAGUCUGUCGUGUUGUACUCGCGCCUGCACCUGGUUCUUCCGAAUCAACGUCUUCUCCGCCCGGUGCUGGCCAUGAUCAUCAUUGACGCCAUUAUUCUCCAUGUCCCCACUACCGUCUUCACCUAUGGAUCCAACCUCUCAGACGGCCGGCCCGCAUACGUCAACGGCUACAACGUCAUGGAGAAGAUCCAGAUGACCGGUUUCUGCAUCCAAGAGUUCGUUCUCUCUGCCCUGUACAUCUGGGAGACAAUUCGCAUGCUCCGCUUAGACCCAGACCGAAGCAAGCGCAAGAUCAUGUACCAGCUGGUCGCAAUUAACUUGAUGAUCAUCUUCAUGGAUCUCGGCCUGCUCGUCAUCGAAUACAUGGACUACUACAUUAUGGAAACCAUGGUCAAGGGUGUCGUCUACAGCGUUAAAUUAAAAUUGGAGUUCGCGGUCCUUGGAAAACUCAUCUAUCUCGUCCGCAACCACGUCUGGAAACAAGAAUCGUCGAUCAAUAGACCCUCCGACUUUCCGGACUUUGUCGAUGCCACGCGCGUCACAUCAGAUGUGACCCAUGCAGCGCCUACCAUUCGCCACCGCACCCACCCCUGGAUGGACUCGGAUGAUGUCUCCAUCGCCAUGUUCGAGCACUCAGGGCCCCGGCGGGAAACCGAAACCAGGCACUCGGAUAUCUCGCACUCCCUAAGUGGGGAGACCCAAACGAACAAUCCAUCCUCCGAGCGAGACUUUACCGAAUCCCUACAGCAAAAACUUCGCAGUGUCGCUAUCGAGCCGGGAAGUACAGGGUAA